AUGGGCAAAGACAAGUCCACCAAGGAGAGGAAGGAGAAGAAAGAAAAGCGCAGCGAGAAGGAUGGUGUCAAAAAGUCAAAGAAGGACAAGAAGUCGAAGCUCAGUGGUGAUAAUAUCGCCGCUGCUGUGAAAGUAGCAUCGGAGCCACAAUCACCGUCGCAGGAGAACGAAGAUGAUGAUAUGGAGGUAUCAAUUGUGAAGGAUGGCGAGGCUAUUGCGGAGAUAGCAGGCGCAGCAAAACCUAUUGGAGCACUGGUUCCCUUUGCCAAUCCACUGGCAGAUGAGAAGGUUGCGAAGAAGGUGCUGAAAGGUGUUAAGAAAGCGGCGAAGAACAAGACUCUCAAGCGUGGUGUAAAAGAAGUUGUUAAAGCCCUUCGCAAAUCUCCUCUCGGCGCCCCCUCCGCCUCUUCCGCCAACAUUCCUGGCAUUGUUGUACUUGCUGCAGACAUCUCGCCCAUGGACGUCAUAUCACACAUCCCAGUACUCUGCGAAGACCACAACGUGCCUUAUAUCUUCGUCACAAGCCGAGCAGAGCUAGGAGCUGCGGGCAAUACGAAGAGACCUACAAGCGUGGUUAUGGUGAGCGAGAAGAGUGGGAAGAAGGAGAAGGUGGAGGGAGAGGAGGAAUAUGUUGAGGUCUAUAAGGACUUACUUAAGGUGGUGGAGAAGGAGGCGAGAAAGGUUAGAGUUUAA
Molecule: messenger RNA, 693 nt
Organism: Venustampulla echinocandica
Lineage: Eukaryota; Fungi; Ascomycota; Leotiomycetes; Helotiales; Pleuroascaceae
Exons: 2
Coding region: 1-693 (230 amino acids)
Biological process (GO): ribosome biogenesis; rRNA pseudouridine synthesis; snRNA pseudouridine synthesis
Cellular component (GO): nucleolus; box H/ACA snoRNP complex
Molecular function (GO): box H/ACA snoRNA binding
Source: RefSeq, a predicted model, not a curated record